UUUUUUAGGCCAACAAUCACUACGACUCAACUACAAAUUUGCUGCAGUAGAAAAGUUUUGCGCACAACUGAAAGUCAAGUCGAAGCACAGCACUAGCACUACAAUUACAAAGUACUUAGUAGUUUUUCAGAAACUACUCGUAAACUGUUUUAUUCCGACCGAGAAAUCUGAAGCAACAAUCUUUCAAGCAGAUCACCACCGUCGGUUAUAUCAAAAACAAAAAUGGUUGUUCUCGUCCGGAGUCCGAGCGCGAUCACGCUGAUGGUCCUCGCUCUGAUGUGUGUGGGAUCGACCAAAGGCUUCAUCGGGCGGCCCGCCACCGUGUCCGGAACAGUGGGCAAGAGACCCCGGUUCCGCGGCAGCGCUCUGGGCCGCGCGAACCGGGGCCGCGAAGACAACAACAAGCCCCGGCUGAGCUUCAUCGGUGAAAAAAUGGUCAGCUUCUUUUCCUACCUGGUCGGAGCCACGGGCGACGCAGAGGAGAAGGCGUUGACUGGGACCGGCGCGCCGGUCGUCCUGGACGCCGCUGCAGCUGCGACAGGAGCAGCUUCUGUCACCACAACCGACAAAAUGAACGCUGCUGAGCGCGCCGCAGGAACACCACCAGCUACUUCUGCAGACCUCGCGGCUGCCACGGCGCUGGCGCAAAGCGCGCAAGCGAAGUUGCAGGAGGGGGAGCGCUAUCAAAUGUAAACAUGUCUGGGUCUGGAAGAUUGCAACUUGUCAUGCUAAAUCUGCAGCAUGCAAAAAUCUGUGUUGCGUGAUUACCAAAAGUCGCCCAAUUUUGACCAAGUCGGGAGGUAGUUUCUCAUGCAGGAUAGGCAUUGCAAAGGUCUCGCAGAAUCUGUCAUGCGAGCUCCGGCAUUCCAGACCUUAUGGGUCAUGGAAAAGCAGCAUGACAAAUCGCGCAUUCUUCCAGACCCAGACAUUUUUACACUUGAUAAGCGCGAACCGGAACCGUCGAAGGAGGACGACGACCGGGAAACGUCCCUGCUUGAAUCCAUUGACGACACAUCGAUCGACGUUGCCAUCUAGAAGUAUUCUUUGAUCAAAGUCAAAGAAGCUAGUGCGGCGCUCAUCAAAAACUUUUCUUUCAUCAGAACUCUGUCUGCUAGCUCAUUGUCCUUUUUCUUGCUGCUACAACUUGAUCUGCCGACUUUUGAUCACUCGGGCUUGUGAUUCAGAAUCACCCACCGAGUCCGAGCAGACCGAGACGACGACAUUGAGCUAGACGUACAGUAGUUUUUGAUUAUGAGUAAAAGAGUACUAUGACGCAGCGCUUGUGCUUGAUGUAGUGUCCCUGCAAGUGUUGCGAAGGAUGCUGAUACUAUCGAUUUCGAUUUUGUUCCGGGGCUGGUAUCCCCAGCCAAACCCAAACGCCAGCAGUAGUAAGUUUGUAGACUCCUAAGCCUAAGCGUGCUUAUUUUUCGGCUUCGGAGACCACGGACUUUCCCGUUGGGUUAUAAUUAGAAAGUUGUAGUAUUAUUAGUGGAACAAGACAAAUAAACAAAGCACAUACCUGGUUUAUUUCCCAUGUCUCUAUCACUCCACAGAGGAAGAGCUUAUAUCUAAGUGAGGGCGCUUCCUUUUUGCCCUUUGAUUUUGACCAACAAAAUAUUCACAGAUCUGUUUAAUCGAAAGUAACCCCUUCAUUGACAGAAGAUACCUUUGAGGCUCUUCUAGUAGUUUCCUAUGUUCCUUUUCUCAAGUUCUUUUUCAGAAGCCCCGGCGUGUAAUUUGUUUCUCCUCACAUCGUAGACCUAGAUAGCACCACAAAAAUCACAAGUUCAAAUGCAGUACGAAUAAAUUCAAUUUCUUUGGAUUUUCAACCCCCAAGGCUAAGCCAAGUAUAUGAUGUUCUGUCGAAGUACAAGCGGCGGCUCAAUCUGGCGCCGGCCCAAGUCAAC
Molecule: messenger RNA, 1907 nt
Organism: Amoebophrya sp. A120
Lineage: Eukaryota; Dinophyceae; Syndiniales; Amoebophryaceae
Source: the annotation of a GenBank genome assembly